Porites lobata is the source of this 1399-nucleotide messenger RNA. Lineage: Eukaryota; Metazoa; Cnidaria; Anthozoa; Scleractinia; Poritidae. The record is from the annotation of a GenBank genome assembly.
AUGGAACAGGUGGAUGAACUUUUGCAUCGAUGCUCUACAUGUGGGGCAGUAGUAAGCAAAAGAGAAACGUCCACUCGGGGAAGUGAACUAUGUGUUACCCUGAAAUGUAAAAAUGGGCACACAAACAUUUGGAAAAGUCAACCCAUGCUGAAAGGGAUGGCUGCUGGAAACUUGUUACUGGCUUCACCAAUUUUACUAAGUGGAGCAACGUACACAAAAAUAGCAUCUUUAUCUGAAAUUUUGAACUGGAAAAUUUUUUGGGAAAAGACAUUUUACAACAUUCAAAACAUGUACUUAUUUCCUGUAAUUAAUAAGGCUUGGCAGGCAGAACAAAAUUCUGUUUUUGGUGAGCUUGAAAUUGAAGACCUGUGGCUGUCUGGAGAUUGUCGAUGUGACAGUCCCAGAAACUGUGCUAAAUAUGGGACGUACACCAUGAUCAAUCAACUCAGUGACAAGAUAGUUGACUUUCAAAUUGUUCAGGUUAGUGAGGUGACCAGCAGCAAUGCAAUGGAAAGGGAGGGGUUCAAAAGGUGUUUGGAGAAUAUUCAUGACAUAGGAGCCAACAUAAAAGUAGUCGCCACAGAUCGCCAUGUCAGUAUACAGUCUGACAUGAAAAAGAAUUUUCCACAUGUACAACACCAGUUCGAUGUUUGGCAUGUGGCAAAAACUAUCACCAAAAAACUCACAGAAAAGGCCUAGAGGAAAGAAUGUAGUGAACUUUUCCCCUGGAUCAAGUCAGUCUCUAACCAUCUUUGGUGGUUUGCAGACACUUUUGAGAAGGAUAAGAAUCUCUUACGUGAGAAGUGGAUCUCCAUUGUCCACCACUCAGCCAACAUCCACUCAUGGGACAGUGCUGACUUGUACCAUGAAUGCAUCCCUAGAGAGGAGGCAAGGAAACAGCGGUGGCUUCGUCCAGGCCCUUAAGGAGGUUGUUUUUGACAAAACCCUCCUUAAGGACAUCGAGCAAUUAACACUUAACUGCCACACUGGAACACUGGAAAUGUACCACAGUGUACAACUGAAGUACCUUUCCAAGCGGCAGCACUUCUCAUACAAGGGCAUGGUUGCUCGCACACAGUUAGCAGCCCUCAAUCACAAUGCUAAUACUGGGAGGCAGCAAGCUACUGUUUCAAAGGGCGAGAAUGAGGAGGAACUGAGGUACAAGGUCGUGUUCCCAAAGCAAACGAAGGAAUGGGUUGCAAAACCUAUCAUGGAGAAGACAAGAGAACACUUAAAACCCAUACUUGAUUCAAUAGUGGCAAGGAAGUUGAAAGAUGCUGCUGAUCGGAGCGCAACACUCACAGCACCUCACAUCCCAUGCAACAUUGCUACAAAACCUCGGCCUGCCAAAGCAGAUGUCAUUGCAAAGCACAUAUCAAGAUUUCCUGAUUCUAUAUAA